AUGUACUUUGUCAAGGAGAAACAGAAAAUUGGCGUUUUAACGCGGAAUGGCCUGAGGAAGAGUCAGGUGGCGGAGCUGCGGACGGCACUGGAGGCCACGCACCUGGAAGGCACCACGGGAGAGGCGGCCACUGCCAGGGCUAGGGCGGAGGCGGAGGAGCUGCGGGAGAAGCUGGACGCACAGCAGCACCUUGCGCGGCAGGUCGCGCUUCGUCGGGUGACCCGCCCGGGGCGCCCAACGCUCUCGCCAACUGCAAGUCUUGAUCUUCCGGCGCUGGUGGCUGGCGGCGGACUGAGACCCCCCACCUCGAAAGGUGCAGCCGAGAUCUCCGGCGACCUCUUCUGGGCAACGGCACCCUCGUCGUCGCCGGUGCGUAGCGGCAACCCGACACCCCAAACAGGGGGGACUGGGUUCGCCGCUGCCAGGGGUGGAGGCGGGGCCGGCUCUGCGCCGAAUGGCCAGAUCUCGGGCCGGGUCUCCUCGGCACCAGCACCCGCGUCGUCGCCCGUGUGCAGCGGACACUCGUCACCCCAAACAGGGGAGACUGGGUUCGCCGCUGCCGCGGGCGGAGGCCGGGCCGGCUCUGCGCCGAAUGGCCAGAUCUCGGGCCGGGUCUCCUCGGCACCGACACCCGCGUCGCCGCCCGUGUGCAGCGGACACUCGUCACCCCAAACAGGGGGGACUGGGUUCGCCGCUGUCAGGGGCGGAGGCGGGCCCGGCUCUGCGCCGAAUGACCAGAUCUCGGACUGUCUCUUCCCGGCACCAGCACCCGCGUCGAAGCCCGUACGCAGCGGACGCUCGUCCCCCCAAACAGGGGAGACUGGGUUCGCCGCUGCCAGGGGCGGAGGCGGGGCCGGCUCUGCGCCGAAUGGCCAGAUCUCGGACUGGCUCUUCCCGGCACCAGCACCCGCGUCGAAACCCGAACGCAGUGGACACUCGUCCCCCCGAACAGGGGAGACUGGGUUCGCCGCCGCCAGGGGCGGAGACGGGGCCGGCUCUGCGCCGGGUGACACCAGGCAGAUCAGGAUGCCAGAGACGGACUCUCUCAAGAACACGACGGCGUAG
Molecule: messenger RNA, 1065 nt
Organism: Ectocarpus siliculosus
Lineage: Eukaryota; Phaeophyceae; Ectocarpales; Ectocarpaceae
Source: the annotation of a GenBank genome assembly